Messenger RNA from Salarias fasciatus (jewelled blenny), 2654 nucleotides. RefSeq names its product solute carrier family 25 member 36-A. Gene Ontology annotation, cellular component: mitochondrion. Gene Ontology annotation, biological process: pyrimidine nucleotide import into mitochondrion. The record is from RefSeq and is a predicted model, not a curated record. The transcript is spliced from 7 exons. The coding region runs from base 399 to 1334 and encodes 311 amino acids. Gene Ontology annotation, molecular function: pyrimidine nucleotide transmembrane transporter activity. Lineage: Eukaryota; Metazoa; Chordata; Actinopteri; Blenniiformes; Blenniidae.
UCGAGCUGCAGAUGUGAAGCGCAGAUGAGACCAUCCAGCCAAACCUGCGGAUGUGCCAUAAAACGCCUUGACAGACCCGAGAUCCUCCUCCACCUUUAGCUGCUCCCGGUGCUGCCCUCAGCUUUUCCGGCGCUGUAGGUCGAAGUUACAUGAAUUCUGUCGAAACAGGUUGACAAGAUAACAGACGGAGGCUGAUCGGCCCCUGCUGCAGUGUGAAUCACCGGAGACUCGCCCCAUCGCCACCGCUGCUUGGUCGGUGAGGUGUCGACGUUGUGGUGUCUGUUGAAGCGCUGAUCCUCACGGAGCGCGGAAAAGCGACGGGAAAGGACGGGAAGCGAGCCCGUGUCUGGCCCUCUGCCGCAGCCCGAGGCGCGCUGCUUGGCGGAGCAUGCUAAAUAAUGAGCCAAAGGGACACACUGGUUCAUUUGUUCGCUGGAGGAUGUGGUGGCACAGUGGGCGCUAUUCUGACUUGUCCUCUGGAAGUGGUGAAGACCAGACUGCAAGCCUCCACGAUCACCCUGUACAUCUCUGAAGUCCAGCUCAGCACUGUCAAUGGAGCCAGUGUCGCUCGCGUUGCUCCACCGGGACCUUUGCACUGUCUCAAAUUAAUCCUGGAGAGAGAAGGGCCUCGUUCACUCUUCAGAGGACUUGGUCCCAACCUUGUAGGUGUGGCACCUUCCAGAGCGAUCUACUUUGCAGCAUAUUCGACAGCCAAGGAGAAACUGAAUGGCGUGCUGGAGCCAGACUCUACGCAGGUCCACAUGGUGUCCGCUGGGAUGGCAGGGUUCACCGCCAUCACAGCCACCAACCCCAUCUGGCUGAUAAAGACGCGCCUGCAGCUGGACGCCAGAAACCGCGGCGAGCGGCGCAUGAACGCGUUUGAGUGCGUGCGGCGGGUGUACCAGAUGGACGGCCUGCGAGGUUUCUACAGGGGCAUGUCGGCCUCGUACGCCGGCAUCUCCGAGACUGUAAUCCAUUUUGUCAUCUACGAGAGCAUCAAACGGAAACUCCAGGAGUCCAAGGCUCACGCCAGCAUGGACGAAGAGGACGAGACCGUCAAGGACGCCUCGGACUUUGUGGGGAUGAUGCUCGCAGCGGCCACCUCCAAAACCUGCGCCACCUCCAUUGCCUAUCCUCAUGAGGUUAUACGGACGCGACUACGAGAGGAAGGCAGCAAGUACCGCUCGUUCUUCCAAACCCUGCUGACGGUACCCAGAGAGGAGGGCUACCGGGCGCUGUACCGCGGCCUCACCACCCACCUCGUCAGACAGAUCCCCAACACUGCCAUCAUGAUGUGCACCUACGAGGUGGUGGUCUACCUGCUCAGCCGUUAGCGCGGCCCGGAACGUCUCCCUCGCGUCCGGAGGGGGAGGCUGUUCGCCAGCGACAGGAAGGGAGGCCCUUUGGCACGGAGCGGUGGAAGGAAUGUCGAAAAUGAAGACCAAAGGAACCCCGAAGAGACUCAAGAGGACCAGAUGACGACGAAAGGAAGGAUUCCCUCACACUUUCCCAGACUGCUGGAAGAGAGAGGGGGAUGUGCUUAUGAGAAAAGAAAAGAAAAAAAGGCACUGAAAUACUGGUGAAGAAUUUAGGAAACAGGGAGUUUUUGAAUCAGUCACUUUUUGGGAAGAAGAAAAAAACUUAAUUCUCAUAUAGACAGCUGUGAAAGGAGAAUGCUGGAAGGCAAACACAACUUGACAGGUUAGAUGAGGAAAUGUAGGUCAAAUAUAAUACUUCAGGAUCCGUCACUUGGCGCUGCUUGGUUGUACUUGCCGGCACUUGCUUCGGUGCUGUUUGACUGCUGUAUGAUGGGAGCGAUGGUUCAGGAAUGUUCUUUAAAGGUAGAUUGUCACGGUGGAUCCACGUAUGAGAGAAAGGUCACCUGAGCCUCUUGGAGCUUUGCACUACAGAGAGUUUGACUUCUAGCAUUCUCCUCUGAGCGGUGCAGCCACGGUCCGCACACGGAGUAACACAUGAGCUCAUCAUGCGUUUCCGCCACACACUAGACUUUUUUUUUGUUUUGUUUUUUUUUAUUUUGGUGAAGACGAAGUGAAUAAAAACUGACUUAUUUCAGUGUUCUCUUCCUCUGUGGCUCGGUGGUGACUGGGUUUGACUGAAGGUGGCCUUUUACUUUUGACAGUUGAUCUUCAUUAAAAGGGGCCGGCUUCAGUCUCCAGUCACGGUUCAGGACUCAACAACCCAGAGACCAGUUUGUCCUUGUUCGUCCUCCAACGCCACGCGAAGUGCGCGACCGCCCGAAACGGUACAGAGCAUCUUCUGAGAAUGACGCUACUUGAAUAUAAUGUGACGCUUUGGGGAGAAGGCGGAAGUGUUCGGACGGAGUUUUAUUGCCUCAUUGUUUGUGUGUCUGUACGUGUCGUUAACAAGCUGGAUGUUCUUGUGUCCGUCUGAAGUCGUUUUGUCGCCUGCCCGAAUGGCAAAACGCGCUCCAGAUUUCCCUCCACUAACCAUUAAUCUGGCAGCGUGCCGAAACGGCACCGGUGGGAGCGUGAAGUCCCACACUCACACCAGUCCUUCCUUCCAGUGGCUUCCAACUGACCUGAUGACAUGCACUUUUGUGGCCUUUUGGGGCUUGUGCUUUGCGUUUUAUUGUGUGGACAGUUAAAAAAUUUGUACAUUGUAAAAGAAAAAAG